GUCACCAGUCCUUCACCAACCACCACACGGAGCACUUGGUCACUACUGCUGUUUAAUAGUGUUUAUUUUACGUGUUGAAAUAUAAGAUUACAUUUGAGGUUUUAAAAGCAAGAUCCACUAUGGGGAAGAAGGAGUGCUUCUCGCCCGGAGGAGGCGUUAUAUGUAUGGUUCUACUUAUGUGUAUUGGUUCUAUUGCCUCUCAUCCAUCUAACGACUCAAACUGUUUUAAAACAUCGCGAAAGGUGUGCGUGGAUCCAGAAGAUUGCUGCAAGUUCAAAGAGUCUACCCAAGAAUUUGACGAAUGUUGUAAGGAACAUGGCUGCUGCCCUACCAACUGUGAAGACAUUGAAGGCGCUGUUGGCGAGACCUGCAACAUGGCUUCAUCGUGUUGCAGAUUUCCACCACAGUCUCGGCAGUUCCAGUACUGUUGCAACCUCUUCGGAUGUUGCCCAGUCUGCCAAGACUUUUCAACAGGAUGCUGCUACAAUGGAGCCAUGUAUCAGUGGGGCGCCACAGUGGAGGAAUUCCCUGAUCGCUGCCUGGGUCUGGUGUGUGCAGCAAAAGCCAGUGACGUAGAGCCAUUUUUCGCUGCCGUUAUUGUUCCAGUUAAACUGCCCUGUGGAGAACACUUGGUGUGUCAAGACACGUUGAACUGCGUAGACCAGACGGGUCUGCUACAGGCUGAGGGCGCCACAUGGCACCCUGACGAAUGUAGCGAGUGUAGCUGCAAGAAUGGCAUCGUAGAGUGCCAGGACACGGUACAGUGUCCUGUCCCACUUCACGAACACUGUAUACCAAUCCCCAGACCGUGCUGCCCUCUGUGGAAUUGUUCAGCUUACUCUAGUGGUUGCGUUGAUGACUUUGGUCAAAGCCACGAAUUGGAAAGUUCGUGGUACUCUACUCCGUGCUUCUACCAUACUUGCACAACAACUGGCAUAGUCACUAGAAUAGAAGACUGUGCGAACCCAGAACCACCUCAUCCUGACUGUGACCUUAUCACUCCAGAUGGUGAAUGUUGUCCUCAAUGGCACUGUAGAGGGUGUACAGAUACUGAAGGGAACUACCAUGAGCUUGGUCAAGAGUGGCCUGGGAGUGAUGAUCCCUGCACGAGCUUAAAGUGUACUUCGUACGGCAUAAAAAAGAAUAAUGUGAUUUGUGUAGAUGAUAAUCCUCCUCAUUCUGGCUGCUUCGCCUACACGCCCGUGGGAGACUGUUGUCCAAAAUGGAACUGCAGUGGCUGUGUAGACGAAAAUAUGAACUACUAUGCAGUAGGUGAAGAGUGGGCGACUACUGAUCCGUGCAUAGUUUUCCAAUGCACAGUACUGGGAAUACAGUUGAAAACAGUUAGUUGUGCAGCAACUGGUACACCGUUUCCUGGCUGUAAAGCUUACAUUCCGGAGGGAGAAUGUUGUCCAAAGUUCAACUGCAGUGGUUGCGUUGAUUCUACCGGUCAUCACCAGUUGUUUGAGGUGUGGCAGACUGAUCCCUGUACCACACACUUGUGUACCAAGACUGGCAUACAGACUAAGCGUGAAGAGUGUAGCUUGGGUGUAAUCCCUCAUCCCACCUGCACAAAGUAUACUCCUCCUAACAAAUGCUGUCUGGAAUGGAAUUGCACGGGAUGCUUUGAUAGUGAAAAUAACUUCCAUGAAAUAGACAGCAAAUGGAAACGACAAGAUCCUUGUUUAAUUUUUAAGUGUACUAAAGGUGGAAUAAGUAUGGAACGGGUCAACUGUACGAAAGUUACCAAGCCUCAUCCUGGCUGCUCGGAACAUACUCCAGAGGGAGAAUGUUGUCCAGUCUGGAAAUGCAGUACCUGUAUCGAUGACGAGGGUGUACAUCACUCCCUGUAUGAGGUGUGGCAACCUGACCCUUGUACCACAAACUUCUGCACGAAAACUGGUAUACAGUCUACACGAGAGACGUGUGAGCUAGGACCUGCGCCCCACCCAAGCUGUCAAAUGAUUAUUCCUCCAGAAGAAUGUUGUCCAGAGUGGCACUGCAGAGCCUGUUCAGACUCGAGCGGGGGUUACCACGAGAUUGGUAGUGAAUGGAGUUCGGAAGAUCCAUGUUUGAAGUUCGUGUGUACGGAAUCUGGAAUAAUAAUCAAACGCUUGUUGUGCACACGCAUCGAGAGGCAUCACUCCAGUUGCUAUGAAUAUAAACCUAAAGGAGAGUGCUGUUUUAAAUGGAAUUGCAGUGGUUGCAUAGACGACACUGGUGCUGAUCAUCCAUUGUACGACUUGUGGAAGACGGACCCGUGUACCACCCACUACUGCACGAAGACUGGAAUCGAGACUACUCGAGAGACUUGUGAACUUGGUCUAUCGCCCCAUCACUCUUGCAAGAUAUUUACACCCCCUGGAGAAUGUUGCUCAGAAUGGCAGUGCAGUGCAUGUGUUGAUGGCAGUGGAAAGUACCAUGAACUAGGACAAAAAUGGCGCACAGGUGAUCCUUGCUUGGUUUACUUCUGCACUGAUAAAGGAAUAAGCAUAAUACGCUCACAAUGUGAAGACUCUCCAGCUCCUCACCCAGAUUGCUACAAGUAUACUCCAAAAGGAGAGUGCUGCCCCAAAUGGAACUGCAGUGGCUGCGUCUUCGAAGGUGUGUACCACCCGUUGUAUGACGUGUGGAAGUCUGACCCGUGCACCACCCACACGUGCACAACAAGGGGCGUGAACACCUCCAGGCAGGACUGUGAACACCAGCCGGCUCCUCAUCCCACCUGCAGGAGCGUUAACCAUGUGGGACAGUGUUGUCCAGCGUGGGAAUGCAGUGGCUGUCUGAUGAACGACGUGAUGCACAAGAUCGGUGAUAACUGGACCUCAGGAGACCCUUGUAUGGUCUUCCUGUGCACUGUGGAUGGAAUAAAGGUGAAUCGCAUAAAUUGUACGAAGCAGACUGCUCCUCAUCCUGGGUGUUCUCUAUAUACGCCAGUGAAAGAGUGCUGCCCCAAAUGGAACUGCAGUGGCUGCGUUGAUGGCGCCGGAAAGUUUCAUCAGUUGUACGACCUGUGGAGGACUGACCAUUGUACCACACACUUCUGUACCAAGACUGGCAUAGAGACUAGGCUCAAAGACUGUCAUCUAGGACCAGCGCCUGAUGCCAGUUGUGUAGAGGUUACUUCGCCAGGAGAAUGUUGUCCUAGAUGGCAAUGCAAAGGUUGUUUGGAUAGAGAAGGCAAAUAUCACCCUAUUGGCCAGGCCUGGAGCACAGAGGACCCCUGCAUGCGCCUCGUCUGUACCCUAGGAGGAAUAAGUAUUGAACAUAUUAACUGUACGGCCGCAUCCCGUCCGUAUCCUGACUGCUUCGAAUACACGCCAUUAGGCGACUGCUGCCCCAAGUGGAACUGCAGUGGCUGUGUUGCUCCUAAUGGAACAUACCACUCCUUGUAUGAUGUCUGGAAGACUGAUCUCUGUACUACACAAAUGUGCACAAAGACUGGCAUACGCACUACGAAGGAAAACUGUACAUUGGGACCUGCCCCUCACUCCACUUGCGAGAGAUCUACUCCUCCAGGAAAGUGCUGCCCGGAAUGGAAUUGCAGGGGAUGUCUGGAUUCAACGGGAAAGUACCAUGAUCUUGGUACAGAAUGGAGUACAGCGGAUCCUUGCAUGCUUCUAGUGUGCACUGUAGGUGGCAUCGUUCCAAGAAUAAUGGCGUGUGUAGAUAAACUAAAACCUCACCCUGACUGCACUAAAUAUGUACCUGUACUAGAGUGCUGUUCUAAGUGGAACUGUAGUGGUUGCACGGAUUAUAAUGGAACAUACCGACCCUUGAACCAUGUAUGGAAGCCUGAGCCGUGUACUACAGAAGUGUGUACGGAGGAGGGCAUAAAGACUACCGUGAAAAAAUGCGACUUGGGACCAGCUCCUCACGAAGACUGCCAGCAGUACACUCCUCCGGGUGACUGCUGCCCCGACUGGAAGUGCAGUGGCUGUAUGGACGACCUUGGAACAUACCACAAGUUAAACGAAGUGUGGCACAGUGAUCCCUGUACAACGAACAAGUGCACAAACUCUGGGAUAACCACUACAGUGAAAGACUGUCACCUGGGACCUGCUCUUCACCCAACCUGCAAGAAGUAUACUCCUCCUAAGGCAUGCUGCCCUGAAUGGAAUUGCACUGGUUGCACAGAUGGGUACGGAACGUAUCACCCUUUGCACGAUAUCUGGGAAAGUGGUCCCUGCACGACAAAUAAGUGUACAAGCCAAGGCAUCAACACUACCGUCAAAGAAUGCAACUUGGGACACCCUCCCCACGUUGAUUGCCAGCAGUAUACUCCCUCAGGGGACUGCUGCCCUGAAUGGAAGUGCAGUGGCUGCACAGACAACAAUGGCACCUACUACCAACUACACCAGGUAUGGGAGAGUGAUCCCUGCACUACUCGUACUUGUACGACUGAUGGCAUAAAAACUAAUGUUAAAUAUUGUGGGCUGGAACCGGCGCCUCAUUCUACUUGUCAAAAGGUUACACCUUCAGGAGAGUGCUGCCCUGAAUGGAGAUGCAGUGGGUGUACAGAUAACGGUGGAAAGUACCAUCCUUUGUACCAUGUCUGGAGCAGUGAUCCCUGUACAAAUCACACUUGUACAAUCGAUGGUAUAGAGACUGUUGUGAAAACUUGCUACACGGGUCCCGCUCCACACCAGAGCUGCCAGAAGUAUACUCCCCUAAAAGACUGCUGUCCUCGCUGGAGGUGUAGGGGCUGUUUUGACUUCGACGGAAUAUUCCACGACCUUGGCGAGAGGUGGAGUACAGAUGAUCCAUGUGUGUUUCUCGUAUGUACGGAGAAGGGAAUUUCGAGAAAUGUUACAGAAUGUGUAGACUCCAGCCCUCUGCAUCCUGGCUGCUUUAAGUACAAGGCUUUAGGAGAGUGCUGCUCUAAGUGGAACUGCAGUGGCUGUACAGAUGCCAAUGGGACACAUCAUGCAUUACACGAGGUAUGGAAAAGUGAUGAUUGCACCACACACACUUGUCAAAGUGAUGGCAUAAAGACAACAGUAACCCAUUGUUACCUGCCACCUGCCCCUCACACUACCUGCCAGAAGCAUAUUCAACCAGGAGAGUGUUGUCCUCUGUGGAAAUGCAGUGGCUGUAUGGACACCUCUGGAGCCUACCAUCCUUUGUACGACGUCUGGAAGACUGAUGCCUGCACCACACAUGUUUGUACAAGCGGCGGCAUAAAAACUACAGUGAAGACUUGUGACCCAACUCCUGCUCCUCAUCACACCUGCCUCAAGGACUCUCCUCCAGGAGAGUGUUGCCCUCGCUGGAAGUGCAGUGGCUGUAGAGAUGCCAAUGGCACGUACCAUCAGUUGCACCAAGAGUGGUCCAAUGACAACUGUACCAAGCAUAAGUGUACAAGCGAUGGUAUAAAGACCACAGUAAAAGACUGUCGCUUGGGUCCUGCUCCUCACAUCAGUUGUCAAGAGCACACUCACCCAGGAGAGUGCUGUCCAAAGUGGAAAUGCAGCGGCUGUACGGAUGAUAAUGGGACGUAUCAUGCCCUGUAUGAUAUAUGGAGCAGCGACGCCUGCACCACACACGCCUGCACAAGCGAUGGAAUAAAGACCUCGGUGAAGAUCUGUGAUAUGGGACCUGCGCCUCACAGUAGCUGCCACCAGCACACUCCUACAGGGGAAUGUUGUCCUCGCUGGAAGUGCGGUGUGUGCGUGGACGACCAGGGGACCCAUCACGGGGAAGGAGAGAGCUGGCAGGAUCCUAGAGACCCCUGCAAGAUGUGCACUUGCACGCAGGGCAGUUUAUCUUGCUCUGUGAUGGACUGCGCCCCUCCACCUCCCUGGCCUUGUGAUCCACCAAGGCUCCCCGGGCAGUGCUGUCCAAACUAUUGUCCCAGCCCUGUGAGCACUUCAUCAUUCUUCCCAGUCAUCCUGGAUGGUUGUGUGGACGACAACGGCACUCGACGCAAGUAUGGAGAGAAGUGGACUCAUCCCUCGGACUCUUGCAGGGAGUUCCAGUGUGGCAGGAUGGGCAAAAUACAAAGAUUCAGAUAUUGUUAAGGCAAGAUUUAGAAUUCUACCUCGUUCUUGAAGCGAUUAACUUGAGCACUAGUCUAACCCGUUUCUUAAGUUACAUGAACAGAACCUCAAAUUGUGAAUAGAUUGCCUAAUCAUUGAACUAUAACGUUUAAGUAACUCUAAUGUCGGUGUAGUCUGGGCUGACUCGCCUUGCAUAUUUCUGAAACUUGAUAAAGUGCAGGUAUUGAAGAGCAAAAUGUAUUUUAAAUGUUGUAUAAUAAGUGGCAGAAGCUUUAACAUGUUGUAAAGUUAAAAACUCUGCUUUCAACAUUAACUAUUCUUUUCUAUGACUGGCAAGCGGCAGCAGUGGCCAAAAUUAUCCUCAAUGUAAAGUUUUAAGUUUAAUUAAAAUAUUUAUAUACACGU
Procambarus clarkii (red swamp crayfish) is the source of this 6404-nucleotide messenger RNA. RefSeq names its product kielin/chordin-like protein. Gene Ontology annotation, cellular component: extracellular region. Lineage: Eukaryota; Metazoa; Arthropoda; Malacostraca; Decapoda; Cambaridae. The record is from RefSeq and is a predicted model, not a curated record. Gene Ontology annotation, molecular function: protein binding. Gene Ontology annotation, biological process: positive regulation of BMP signaling pathway.